UGCAGCUUCAGAUGUCAUUGACUUCAGAGAGAAUGUAUUGCUGCAUACGAGGACGCUUCACGCUAUAAUAAAAUGCUUGUUUAGCCGCUCGGACCGUUAUUAGCCAAGAGGCUCCGGUCGAGCUAGCAGCCUCUGUUAAUUCAUAAGUCAUUCAUAUUUUACAUAACCCAGUGCGUAUUUAUAAUGGUGAUCGAAAAGAUUUGCUGUCUGGGUGCUGGCUACGUCGGAGGACCUACGUGCAGUGUUAUUGCUCUCAAAUGCCCUAAUAUUAAAGUGACCGUGUGUGACAAGAGCUUGGAGAGGAUAAAUCAAUGGAACUCCGAUAAAUUACCUAUUUAUGAGCCCGGUUUGGACGAAGUUGUUAAGCAAUGUCGCGGACGAAACUUGUUCUUCUCGACGGACAUAGAAUCGAGCAUUUUGGAGGCUGAUUUAAUAUUCAUCUCAGUGAACACACCGACUAAAACGAUCGGAAACGGCAAAGGUAGGGCUGCGGAUCUGAAGUAUAUAGAAGGUGCAGCCCGCAUGAUAGCCGAUAUAGCGACCAGUAAUAAAAUAGUAGUAGAAAAGAGCACGGUGCCAGUGAAAGCGGCAGAAAUCAUCAUGAAGAUUCUUCGCGCUAACACGAAACCCGGCGUCGAAUAUCAAAUAUUAUCCAACCCGGAGUUCUUAGCUGAAGGUACAGCGAUCGUGGACUUGGUUGAAGCUGAAAGGGUCCUAAUAGGAGGAGAAGACACUCCUGAAGGCCAGAAAGCAGUGCAGCAAUUGUGUUGGGUCUACGAGCAUUGGAUUCCUGCCAAAAACAUACUCACAACUAAUACUUGGAGUUCAGAGUUGUCGAAGCUGGCUGCAAAUGCAUUUCUGGCUCAAAGGAUAUCCAGUAUUAACUCACUGUCUGCCGUCUGUGAGGCUACAGGAGCUGAUGUCUCUGAGGUAGCCAGAGCAGUCGGUAGAGAUUCAAGAAUCGGUCCAAAAUUCCUCGAAGCCUCAAUAGGCUUUGGAGGUAGUUGCUUCCAAAAGGAUAUCCUCAAUUUAAUUUAUCUAUCCGAGUGCUUAAAUCUGCCGGAGGUGGCCGCCUACUGGCAGCAAGUUGUUAGCUUGAACGAUUACCAGAAAACAAGGUUCACCCGCAAAGUGAUUGAAUCAUUAUUCAACACUGUUGCCGACAAGAAAAUUGCUAUACUUGGCUUUUCAUUCAAAAAGAACACCGGAGACACCAGAGAGUCCCCAGCUAUAUAUGUUUGUAAGACGUUAUUGGAUGAGGGGGCAAAACUGCACAUUUAUGACCCUAAAGUGGAACACGAACAAAUCUUCUAUGAGCUAUCUCAUCCGCUGGUCACAAAUGAGCCGGAGAUUGUUCGGAAGAACAUCCAAAUACACGAAACCGCUUACUCAGCUGUCGCUGGAGCUCAUGCCCUCGUGCUCUGCACCGAGUGGGAUGAAUUCAAAACCUUAGAUUAUAAGAAAAUAUAUGAAGUAAUGAUGAAGCCGGCCUAUGUGUUUGAUGGAAGAAAGAUCCUCGAUCACGAGGCCUUAUUGAACAUGGGAUUCCAUGUUCAGACGAUCGGCAAGAGGCUGUCCAGGACCAGCAGCAUCCGGGCUCAAGGCAGUCAGACCAUGCCGUAAUGUCAUGUAAACAACCAGCGACAGCUAUACGGCGGCCAACAAGAAGAAGUGUAUUUAAAUAUAAAGUAAGAUAAUAAUAAUCAAGUUCGGUGAUCGUAACAACAUAUAUAUUUUUUUUACUUUCGCAUCGACUGCGAGCGACAAAAAUGACGAUUACCUUCAAUAUGUUAUUAAAAUUUUCCUUUCAGUCUUUAUUUUUUUUUAUAAAUGAUGUAGUUUUUAUUUUAUUUUAAACGCUUGACCGGUUUUUAUAGGAAACGAAUCGAAUUAUUUGAGAUUAUUUUUAUUUUAAAUGUAAAAAAAAUAUGUGAGCAAUAACACUCGGAGCGCUUACCCCGAGUUUGUAGUCACACUGCACACUACGCGUUUGUCGUGUCGUCAGUGUUGCCACUAACAAGAGCUCGCCUUAUAAAGGCUGGUCGAACAUUUCUGUCACAAACUUAACUGUCACGUGUUAUGUGUUUCGUAUCUUAAAUGUGAUCAUUUUCUAUAUUUUUUUUAUUAUCUAAUAAGAAUUAUUUACUUGAAGUAUUAUUUUUUAUUUGCAUUUACUGUAUCUGACGGAAUAAAUGACGUUUGUAAAUGA
Danaus plexippus (monarch butterfly) is the source of this 2209-nucleotide messenger RNA. RefSeq names its product UDP-glucose 6-dehydrogenase (gene sgl). The transcript is spliced from 2 exons. Gene Ontology annotation, cellular component: nucleus; cytosol. The coding region runs from base 184 to 1623 and encodes 479 amino acids. The record is from RefSeq and is a predicted model, not a curated record. Gene Ontology annotation, biological process: glycosaminoglycan biosynthetic process. NCBI's taxonomy places the organism in Eukaryota, Metazoa, Arthropoda, Insecta, Lepidoptera, Nymphalidae. Gene Ontology annotation, molecular function: NAD binding; UDP-glucose 6-dehydrogenase activity.